CUCUCCUGAUCAACCGGGACUCCUUGCCUGCCUGAAAGAUGUCGUGCACCAGCCUGUGCAACACGUCCUGUGGGGCGGCUGCCCCGGCCCCUCUGGCUGACACCUGCAACGAGCCCUGCGUGCGGCAGUGCCCCGACUCCACGGUGGUGAUCCAGCCCCCGGCCUCGGUGGUCACCUUCCCCGGGCCCAUCCUCAGCUCCUUCCCGCAGCACAGCACCGUUGGCUCAGCAGGAGCCCCCGUCAUAGGGUCGGGCUUUGGCGGCAGUUUUGGAGGCCGUGGUGGCUGGGGUGGUUAUGGUGGCUAUGGAGGCUAUGGGGGCUAUGGAGGCUAUGGGGGCUGGGGUGGCUAUGGAGGGUAUGGAGGCUGGGGUGGCUAUGGAGGCUGUGGGGGCUGGGGAGGCUACGGAGGUUAUGGAGGCUGGGGUGGCUAUGGGGGCUGUGGAUACGGUGGCUGGGCCCGAGGCCACAGAUACCUCAACGGCAACUGCUCACCCUGCUAA
This is a messenger RNA of Tyto alba (common barn owl), 500 nucleotides long. RefSeq names its product claw keratin-like. Gene Ontology annotation, molecular function: structural constituent of cytoskeleton. The coding region runs from base 39 to 500 and encodes 153 amino acids. Lineage: Eukaryota; Metazoa; Chordata; Aves; Strigiformes; Tytonidae. The record is from RefSeq and is a predicted model, not a curated record. Gene Ontology annotation, cellular component: intermediate filament. The transcript is spliced from 2 exons.